Rhagoletis zephyria (snowberry fruit fly) is the source of this 536-nucleotide messenger RNA. Its product is annotated as heterogeneous nuclear ribonucleoprotein L-like. Lineage: Eukaryota; Metazoa; Arthropoda; Insecta; Diptera; Tephritidae. The record is from RefSeq and is a predicted model, not a curated record.
GUAAGUUUCAGCCAAACAAUUUCGUAACAGCCACCACGAGUGGUGCUAUUGGCCUCAUAUCCACACCAACCAAUUUUUGUCAAUUUAAAGAGCCCCCACUGCUGGGACCCGGUGCUGCUUUUCCACAAUUUGGCGCAGCUGAAUUCCAUCCCACCACACCGGAGAAUUGGAAGGGCGCAACCAUACAUACGACCGGACUGAUGAAGGAGCCAGCUGUAGUGCCGGGACGCAAUGCACCGGUCGCAUUCGCCGCACAGGGACAAGGACAGGAAAUUAUACCUUCUCUCCAGGGUGCUGUCAUGAUGGUUUAUGGCUUGGAUCACGACACAUCGAAUACAGAUAAAUUAUUCAAUUUGGUCUGCUUAUACGGCAAUGUUGCAAGGCAUAUAAAUAAAAUAAAUUGGGGCAUAUGUAUAAUGAACAUUUACCAUAAAUUGUAAAUUAAGUGAUUGCGUUGGAUGAGAGGAAAAUAUGUAUGUAGCAAAAACCUAACUCUGUUAUAAAGCACAUUUAUUCACAUGAAAUUAUUCAUUGGA